Molecule: messenger RNA, 555 nt
Organism: Camelina sativa (false flax)
Lineage: Eukaryota; Viridiplantae; Streptophyta; Magnoliopsida; Brassicales; Brassicaceae
Product: NADH dehydrogenase [ubiquinone] iron-sulfur protein 5-B-like
Biological process (GO): mitochondrial respiratory chain complex I assembly
Cellular component (GO): respiratory chain complex I
Source: RefSeq, a predicted model, not a curated record
CAGGCGAAGAAGAAGAAGAAGUCCUGAGAUCUCUCGUCCCAACCAAGUUUAGUUUGGGAAUAGCAGAGAAGAAGAAGGCAAAAAUGGCGUCGGGGUGGGGGAUAACGGGGAACAAAGGGAGAUGUUACGAUUUCUGGAUGGACUUCAGUGAAUGUAUGUCUCAUUGCAGAGAGCCCAAAGAUUGUACUCUUCUUCGUGAAGACUACCUCGAGUGUCUUCACCAUUCCAAAGAGUUCCAACGAAGAAACAGGAUAUACAAAGAGGAACAACGUAAACUAAGAGCAGCUUCAAGGAAAGGCGAAGAUACCGGGGAUGGGACUCCUACUCAUCACUAAUCUGAGUAUUCUCCUCCUAUCUCCAAAGUUUGCAGCCGAGAAGAAGAAGAAUAAGCAAAAAAGGGUUCUUGAAGAUUUCUGUAUGUUGAUGUGUCAAACUUUGUUUGAUCGUUUUCAGUUUGAAUUUUGCAAUGGAUUUACUAUCUUUUCUUGUCUAUUUUCCGCUGACUGAGUUGUAAUAUGCCUUUGGCUGUUCAUCAAGCACAGACUCCUUCUUUCA